Messenger RNA from Neurospora hispaniola, 240 nucleotides. RefSeq lists its product as uncharacterized. The transcript has a single exon. The record is from RefSeq and is a predicted model, not a curated record. Lineage: Eukaryota; Fungi; Ascomycota; Sordariomycetes; Sordariales; Sordariaceae. The annotation marks the transcript as partial.
UCAGCCAUAGCCGAUCGCGCUAUCGGUGCUCUCAUCGGCUGCGCCCUCGGCGACGCAAUUGGCCUCUACACCGAAUUCCUCUCCACCGCCGAGUCAGAGAAAGCCUACCCGCACAAGCGCUUCGUCCUGUCUACCGUAUCCUCCCCAAACUCGCGAGACCAAGCGGAAUCAACACCCUUCAGACUCGACCACCACCGUGCCCCGCAAACGCCCGGAGACUGGACAGACGACACCGAUCAC